Molecule: messenger RNA, 1152 nt
Organism: Lathyrus oleraceus (garden pea)
Lineage: Eukaryota; Viridiplantae; Streptophyta; Magnoliopsida; Fabales; Fabaceae
Product: beta-adaptin-like protein B
Exons: 1
Coding region: 104-901 (265 amino acids)
Biological process (GO): vesicle-mediated transport; intracellular protein transport
Cellular component (GO): membrane coat
Source: RefSeq, a predicted model, not a curated record
ACAGUCGUCAAAUCCAGAACCGAUGUUCUCCUUCUCCGCAUCGCCCAUCGACAUUGACAUUUGAAUCGAGCAAAACCAGAAGCAGAAGAAGGGCGCAAGAAAGAUGAGUAGAAACGACUCCAAGUACUUUUCCACAACAAAGAAGGGUGAAAUCCCUAAGCUCAAAGAAGAGCUUAAUUCUCAGUACAAGGAUAAGAGAAAAGAUGCGGUGAAAAAAGUGAUUGCUGCUAUGACUGUUGGAAAGGAUGUGUCAUCGUUGUUCACAGACGUGGUGAAUUGUAUGCAGACAGAAAAUUUGGAGCUGAAAAAGUUGGUCUGCUUGUAUUUGAUAAAUUAUGCAAAGAGCCAGCCUGACCUUGCUAUACUUGCAGUAAAUACAUUUGUGAAGGAUUCUCAAGAUCCAAAUCCUUUAAUUCGUGCCUUAGCUGUGCGGACAAUGGGGUGCAUUCGUGUGGAUAAAAUUACCGAGUAUCUGUGUGAUCCCCUUCAAAGAUGUCUAAAGGACGAUGAUCCAUAUGUUCGCAAGACAGCAGCCAUUUGUGUAGCAAAGCUCUAUGACAUUAAUGCAGAGUUAGUUGAGGACAGGGGAUUUUUGGAAUCACUGAAGGAUUUGAUAUCUGAUAAUAAUCCAAUGGUUGUAGCUAAUGCUGUUGCGGCACUUGCUGAAAUUCAGGACAAUAGCAGUAGACCCAUCUUUGAGAUCACUAGCCACACACUGUCAAAGCUCCUCACUGCGUUAAAUGAAUGUACAGAAUGGGGUCAAGUUUUUAUAUUGGAUGCUCUAUCUAGAUACAAGGAUGCUGAUGCGCGUGAGGCAGAGAACAUUGUAGAAAGAGUUACGCCAUGGUUACAGCAUGCCAAUUGUGCAGUUGUACUAUCGGCUGUUAAGAUGAUUCUUUAACAAAUGGAGCUCAUCACCAGUACUGAUGUGGUCCGGAAUCUUUGCAAAAAGAUGGCCCCUCCUCUUGUGACAUUACUCUCAGCAGAACCUGAGAUACAAUAUGUUGCCCUGCGAAAUAUCAAUCUUAUUGUACAAAGAAGACCGACAAUUCUUGCACAUGAAAUUAAGGUGUUCUUCUGCAAAUACAAUGAUCCUAUCUAUGUGAAAAUGGAGAAAUUAGAAAUUAUGAUAAAGCUUGCUUCAGAACGAAA